Messenger RNA from Jatropha curcas, 591 nucleotides. Its product is annotated as senescence-specific cysteine protease SAG12-like. Lineage: Eukaryota; Viridiplantae; Streptophyta; Magnoliopsida; Malpighiales; Euphorbiaceae. Gene Ontology annotation, molecular function: cysteine-type peptidase activity. Gene Ontology annotation, biological process: proteolysis. The record is from RefSeq and is a predicted model, not a curated record.
AUAGGAUGUUGCUGGGCAUUCUCAGCAGUGGCAGCAAUGGAAGGAAUCACAAAACUCAAAACUGGCAAGUUAAUAUCUUUAUCAGAGCAAGAGCUCGUAGAUUGUGACAUAGCAGGUGAGGAUUAUGGUUGUGACGGAGGUUUCAUAGACACUGCUUUCCAAUAUAUCCUAAAAAAUGGAGGUCUCACGAGUGAGGCUAUCUACCAAGGAGAAGAUGGCAUCUGCAGCAAGAAGAAGACAGCAACUUCUACGGCUAAGAUAACUGGAUAUGAAGAUGUGCCAUCUAACAGUGAAAAGGCUCUCUUGCAAGCUGUGGCAAACCAACCAGUUUCUGUUGCUAUUGAUGCUAGUGGGUAUGACUUCAGAUUUUACUCUUCUGGUGUCUUUCAAGGGGACUGUACUACCUAUCUAAACCAUGCUGUUACUGUAAUUGGGUAUGGUAGUAGCAGUUAUGGUACUAAGUAUUGGUUGCUAAAGAAUUCAUGGGGCACCGGCUGGGGUGAGAAUGGGUAUAUGAGGAUGCAAAGGGAAAUUAGUGCAAAUGAAGGCCUCUGUGGCAUUGCCAUGAAAGCUUCGUAUCCAACUGCUUGA